Eucalyptus grandis is the source of this 1268-nucleotide messenger RNA. RefSeq names its product 2-carboxy-1,4-naphthoquinone phytyltransferase, chloroplastic. The transcript is spliced from 10 exons. Gene Ontology annotation, molecular function: prenyltransferase activity. The coding region runs from base 1 to 1005 and encodes 334 amino acids. Gene Ontology annotation, cellular component: membrane. Lineage: Eukaryota; Viridiplantae; Streptophyta; Magnoliopsida; Myrtales; Myrtaceae. Gene Ontology annotation, biological process: phylloquinone biosynthetic process. The record is from RefSeq and is a predicted model, not a curated record.
AUGGCUCGCCCAAGCCUCGGCGGGGUUGGUCAAGCCUCGUCGGGGUUGGGCGAGCCUUGCCUUAGUCGUCAAGCCUUAGUGGCCAAGGGAGGCUCCGGAGGCCCACCUCUUUCGGUGGCCGGCUUGCCUCUAAUUGGUAGUGCAUCAGCCUAUCUGCAGUCAAGCACUUUCCCUGCAACGCGUUACUUUGUGCUCUUGGUUUCCUCAAUUCUUGUGAUCACCUGGCUAAAUUUAAGCAAUGAUGUUUAUGAUUUCGAUACAGGAGCAGAUAAAAAUAAGAGGGAAUCAGUUGUGAACCUGAUCGGAAGCCGAACAGGAACUCUUCUUGCAGCCUAUAUGUUUCUUGUUCUUGGCUUGAUAGGUCUGACAUGGGUGUCCCUAGAGGCAGGACAUUUACGUGCAAUGCUGUUACUGGCUUGUGCUAUCAUCUGUGGUUAUAUAUAUCAGUGUCCACCAUUUCGAUUAAGCUACCAUGGACUUGGAGAGCCCUUGUGCUUUGCAGCAUUUGGACCUUUUGCUACUACGGGCUUUUACUGGUUAAUGGGCAACAACAGUAGCGUGAACUGUCUUCCCUUAACUGGGACUGUUCUGUGCGCAUCUCUCCUCGUUGGCUUCACAACCUCUUUAAUACUCUUCUGCAGUCAUUUUCAUCAGGUGGAAGAAGAUACGGCAGUUGGGAAAAUAUCCCCUCUGGUUAGGCUUGGCACAGAGAAAGGUUCAUCUGUUGUGAAAGUGGCGAUCACAGCACUCUAUUCUCUUCUAUUAACUUUCGGUCUCAGCAGAGAUCUUCCCUCUAGUUGCAUUAUACUGUGCCUUCUGACCUUACCUAUGGGAAACCGGGUCGUUAGCUUUGUGGACGAGAAUCAUGAGGACAAGCGAUCAAUUUUCAUGGCAAAGUAUCAUUGCGUGAGGUUACAUGCUUUGUUCGGAGCUUCAUUAGCUGCUGGAUUGGUGAUAGCUAAAUUUGUCUGCAAGAGAUAUAUUCCAAGGUUGAUCUUAGCCUAAGUUCUCAACCUCGCCUCAUGCAUCAAGGACUUGAUGAGGUACGAGCUCCCAUGCGGAAAGUCACGAAGUACUUGGUUGGGCGCUUGGUUGGAUUACGACCAUGCGUCAAUGAUGCCAAGAAAAGGCCACAAUUUUGCAAUCUGUUUGUAGUUUUAUUAAAGUGUGGGCUUGCCUUUCUCUGCUAGAUGAGCAGACUUAGGUACUAGUUCUGUUUACAUUGAUGUAUACAAAAAGGAAACCCAUUUAUACAUUAUUCUUAGUUA